AUGGAUGAAAAUCAGUUAAAAGCCGUCUUAACAAAGUAUUUUGGAGAAAAAACAGGAAAUGUAACGAGAGAAACAUCCAAAGAUGAACUCAAAUGUAUCUAUGAUGAACGGUCAGGAACUUAUGACCAGGAAAUAUUAGCAGUUGGUGCUGCUUUUCACAAGCCACUCGCCAAAUGUUUGCAUAAUGCCCUAAAGGAAGUUCUGAAAGACAAACCAAAGGAUCAGAUCAAAAUUAUGGACGCUGGAGCUGGGACGGGGCUGAUAGGAGUGGAGCUCAAGAAACUGGAUUACACGAACCUAUGUGCUCUUGACAUCUCACCUGGCAUGUUAAACGAAGCAAAGAAGAAAAAUGUUUACAACGAAUUAAUCUGCGCGCCUUUGAGCGGGCAGCAGAUACCUCAGAUUAAAUCAGGGCAAUUCGAUGCCUUGAUUUCUGGUGGGGCACUCCAUGAAGGACGUGUCAGUUCAUCUGCUUUCGUGGAGAUGAUCAGAAUGGUUCGAGCUAAUGGCCUCCUCUGUUUCAACAUUUGGGAAGGUCAGUUAGGAGACUAUCAAGAAAUGAUGAGGCAGCUGGAGAAAGAUGGGAAAUGGAUCUGCUUGUCCAGAGAAACUUUACCUCUCUUUACAGCCGUGGACAUGCCCAAAGAAUGCUUGGGCUUCGUUUACAAAGUUUUGAAAAAUUAA
Pocillopora verrucosa is the source of this 684-nucleotide messenger RNA. RefSeq names its product methyltransferase-like protein 27. The record is from RefSeq and is a predicted model, not a curated record. NCBI's taxonomy places the organism in Eukaryota, Metazoa, Cnidaria, Anthozoa, Scleractinia, Pocilloporidae. Gene Ontology annotation, molecular function: S-adenosylmethionine-dependent methyltransferase activity.